CCAAGCGGAGUCGAGUACGAUGUGGCGCGGAGUGAUAUCACUUCAAACAAAGUUUAUACUCUUUUAUACGAGACGGAAAACACUAAAUUCCACGAACUAACUGCGAAGAAAAAACUACUGUCGCCGCGGCAACGACGGGAACGACGAAAUGGCAGUUAACUGCCCCCUGUGAAGGGGAAGCUUUUCCUUGAGGGUUUUUUUUUUCCACGACCGAGGACGAAUAAGACGGUUAUAUUGUGACUGUGAGUUGUGUCGUUUCACAGAAGCCCCCAUGUUUUCGCCGAGUCAAGAGGAGCGCUGCGCCCCCGCGAAGGAGCCGGUGAAGUACGGGGAGCUGGUGGUGCUGGGGUACAACGGGUCCCUGCCCAAUGGAGACCGGGGCCGGAGGAAAAGCCGCUUUGCCCUGUACCGGAGAGCCAAGGCCAAUGGAGUCAAGCCCAGCACCGUGCACAUCCUCAACUCUCCACAGGCCAGCAAGGCGGUGAACUGCAGGGGGCAGCACAGUAUCUCCUACACUCUUUCCCGGAAUCAGACAGUGGUGGUGGAGUACUGCCACGACAAAGACACAGACAUGUUCCAGAUCGGGCGGUCGACGGAGAGCCCCAUUGACUUUGUGGUGACGGACACAGUGUCGGGUGGCCAGGUUGGGGAGGAAACCCCCAUCACACAGAGCACCAUCUCGCGAUUCGCUUGUCGGGUGGUCUGUGAGCGGAACCCCCCCUACACUGCGCGCAUCUACGCGGCCGGCUUCGACUCCUCCAAAAACAUCUUCCUGGGGGAAAAAGCAGCAAAGUGGAAGAACCCGGACGGCCACAUGGACGGGCUGACCACCAACGGUGUGCUGGUGAUGCACCCGAGGGGCGGGUUCACAGAGGAGUCCAAGCCCGGUGUUUGGAGGGAGAUCUCUGUCUGCGGGGACGUCUACACCCUGAGGGAGACCCGCUCCGCGCAGACCCGCGGCAAGCUGGUGGAGAGCGAGAGCAACGUGCUGCAGGACGGCUCGCUGGUGGACCUGUGCGGCGCCACGCUGCUGUGGCGCACGGCGGACGGGCUCUUCCACACGCCCACGCAGAAGCACCUGGAGGCGCUGCGGCAGGAGAUCAACGCGGCGCGGCCGCAGUGCCCCGUGGGCCUCAACACGCUGGCCUUCCCCAGCAUGCAGCGCAGCCGCGCGCCCGCGCCGCUGGAGGACAAGCAGCCCUGGGUGUACCUGGCCUGCGGCCACGUGCACGGCUACCACGACUGGGGCCACCGCUCGGAGCAGGAGCCCAACGCGCAGCGCGAGUGCCCCAUGUGCCGCGCCGUGGGGCCCUACGUGCCGCUGUGGCUGGGCUGCGAGCCCGCCUUCUACGUGGACACGGGCGCGCCCACGCACGCCUUCGUGCCCUGCGGACACGUGUGCUCGGAGAAGUCGGCCAAGUACUGGGCGGAGAUCCCGCUGCCGCACGGCACGCACGCCUUCCACGCCGCCUGCCCGUUCUGCGCCGCGCCGCUCAACCUCACGCAGGGCUGCGCCAAGCUCAUCUUCCAGGGCCCCAUCGACUGAGGAGGGGCCCCCGGGGCGGGGUGCGGCGGGGAGGGGGGUACACUGUGAAGCUCAAGCUUUGAUCUCCUCAUACUGUGUCUUCUUUCUUUUUUUUUUUUUCCUUUUUUUUUAACAUGGCCCGGGAGGGUGUAAUUUGGUAGGCUGUGCCUCACGGCAAGCCAUCUGGUCACCCCCGAGGUACUUCUGCAAGACCACUGCCGUAGAAAUGGAUCAGGCCAAAGUGGACUGGUCUGAACCCUGCGUUUUGAGUUUGGAUUUAGACGCUUAGGGAAUGGGGAGUGUAGGUGAAAAACCCCAAGCCAUUAUAGUGGCCCCUCCCUGCCCAUCGAAAACCACACAGCGUCGUAGCAACAUCUUUCCAACAACCUGCUUGCAGCAGAUCAGGGGACGGCCAAACACUCCCUCUACCGGACUGAUUUUUUUUUUUUCUUUUAAGCCAUUGAAUAGAGCUUUUAACUGAUCUUAGCAUCCUGAGCAUUUUAAACAGCCUCUCGCCACUCAUGUAGAAGGGCUAACAUAGGGCCACUCUAGUGUCCUCUCUUUCACUUUACUAGUUGAACAGACAGCAGUGGGUGGAGAAGGUGUGUGGUGUGCUCUGGGGGUUCCACUGUCCGCCUCGCUGAAGCACGUGUGCGCUUCUGAUGUUACAGGCCUAGACAGCUGGACUGUUGACUGGGAGGAAGACAAAAGGGGGCCAGGGGGGUUGUGGGUAACUGGUUAACUACUCCCCGCUGGCUUCUCAGCCCCUGAUUGGUGAGAGCAGUCAGAACAUGUAACAGUGUAGAGGUCAGCUGGAGGUCAGCGUCGUUCCAGCCAUAGGGUUUUUGGGGAACAUGCUUUUAUUUUGAAAAAAUUCUUCUCAUUUUUUCUUGAAUAUUGUACAAAGAUUGAUUCCAGUGCCUGGGGUCCCAGCCAGUCCCUGGGAAUAUUUUUACUAGAUGGAAAAUAACUAUUUUAAUGAGAGGGGGAAGGGGGGUUUACAUACAAAAGAUGAAAUUCACAGGAUUUUUUCCUCUUUCUUUCUAAGGAGUAUUUUACUACACUGAGGCCCUUGUACAGUUUUCUAAUUUAAAUGAUGUUAAUAUAUUUUUUCUUGAAUACCAUUGUGUGCAUGUGGAUUUGGAUACGCGGGUGUUUUUGAAUACACAAACGUGCGGCUAUAGGUUCAUUCUCCCAGGCGAGUCCCCUCCCCUUGACCCACCUCAGUUCUGAGAUGAAAUUACCAUUUUAUAUUCCCAUUCUUUUAGAAUUUAAGUAACUCAAUGCAAUAAGAAGCUACAGGGUCAAACCUGUGGAACAUGACUUUGAAUGUAUUUGUAAUACAUGGAUUCUCUAUUGAUCUCCGGUGCUGUCUUUAAAGACGUGUUUUCAAGUGCUGAAUGACUGUGUUGUGUAUGACCACAGACCUCACUGUCUCACUUGAAUCUCUAAUUUCCCCAGUUGGCUCUGCCCUGUGGAGAAUGACCCAAUAGUGUAUUCAGCCACGCCCGUCUGCCAUCCUCAGUAUACGCUCAUACACGCCCCCUCUUACUGUGGUUAACUUGCACUGUUGAUUUCUAAGCUUUAUUUUCAUGCUGUGUCAUCAAAAGGUUUUCACAGUCCUUAAGAGGGUCACAGUCAGCCAUUAAAGGGGUUAUGCCAAAAAAAGGAUGUUUCUUUUGCUAGGUUACAGGGGGAGUUCUCAUUUAAAAGCGGCUGUCGGUUUGAAGCAGCCAUUUCAGGCUCCCCGGGCUGUCACUUGUCUUUAGUGCGACUAAUCCUAGUAAACGCGAGACAUGAGCAGUGUCCCCUCAAACAGAGAAUCAAACCAAAGUCUUAAUCAGCCAAGAAAGAUCCUUCAUCUCUCUCUAAAAUUGGCCUGUGGAUGAGAAGUUUUAAUAUAUAUGAAAUAACAUUAGUCAUGCCCGUUUUAAGGGUAAGUAUUGGAUGGGGGAAGGCUACAGAUUGUUUAGACAAAUGUGUCAUUUUUUAUGUAACCUUCACAUAAACCACAGCAGUGCUGGAGCACUUGGUGACCCCAUGGAUGGACACGUCCUUUAAGUCUGAAUGAGACCCCUCCAUAUAGGUCACUAUUUCCCCUGUUGGGGAUAUCUGACAAACUUGUGUCGUGUGUUGUCUGACACCAAUGUGCUGUUUACACCGAGGAGUUGAAGGUCAACCCUUCAAAAGGCAGAUCUUUUCCUGUCUAUAUGUCAGUACCAGAGGUCACUGCUUAGACAGGCUAAUCCAGCAGUCUGGAAGUAGGCUUGUAGGGCUGGUUUCCAAGGCUGACCAGAGAGGGUCAGAGAGUGACUACUGCAGUAAGCUCGGACAUGAAACGAAAAGCACCCCCUAACCAGGCCCUAGAGGUUCUGGCUGUGUGCCCCCUUAGGACUGUGCUGAUAGUUAGUGCACGUAUUCGAGGCUGUGAAAACCACUUAAAUCACUUUAUUCUACAGGAUCGCAAGCAUUAUAGUGACGAAAAAUUGGAAGCCCUGUUUUGGUGAUUGCCAAGUAUGAGUAACACUUGAAUGCGGUGACGGCCAUGUGUUCUUCCUGUCAUGCUCCCAGGCCCUCUCGCUAAAUGGGGCCCGUGACUUCAGGUUCUGAGUGGUCAAAAGUUUACAGAUUUUCCAGGUUUUUCACUGUGCUGGUGGGCUUUAUAUUUCCCAUAAGCUCAGCAGGAUUCUUUGCUGUGGAGGACCGCAGUGGCCCAGCCCCUCUUUCCAGCAGGAAACGGACACGGUUUGGUGUGUGAAGCCAAAGGUUGUAGAGUUGAUUUAGUGUCGUGUUUAUGGAGGAGACUGACUGGCUUUGUACGCGUCUCAAUCAACGGCACGGCGUGACCCGGACUGCCCGGCCCUGCAACAGUCUUCCAUACGCCGCGAGGACGCCUCAGGAGCUGGCUGUCCACAGACCUGCCAUCUCACCCUCCAACCACGAUGCCGAGCCUCUCCAGGGCCCACUGAACAUCUCUCUUACUCAGUAAAGACCCGUAUUUAACCAGCAGACUGUGCGCUCGUGUGCAUCUAGAGUAACGACUGCACUUUUGGUCAGUGGAGCUAUGAUCGCAGCCCCCUAGAGGUUUUAGAGAAGCCUUUUAGAGAAGAAAGCAAAAGUACAUAACACUAAAGAAAAGGGUGGCAGAUUACAGAUGGCCCCCUGAAGAGAUGACAACGCCUAGCCACUCCCCCCAGUGUGGGUGCGGAGGGGGGCCCCUCGGCCUCACUGUGUUUGCGCCUCCUUCCUUUUAACAUUCCUCAUCUGAGAUUUGGGGCCAAUCCUCCCACCACCAGGGGGCACUGCCACUGCAUUUGUGCUGAUCCUUUGUAUGAUCACAGGGUGCACAGACACUCUCAAAGCCUACUUUACUAAA
Megalops cyprinoides (Indo-Pacific tarpon) is the source of this 4901-nucleotide messenger RNA. It is a transcript of the gene peli2, whose product is annotated as pellino E3 ubiquitin protein ligase family member 2. Bases 272 to 1546 code for a protein of 424 amino acids. Gene Ontology annotation, biological process: regulation of Toll signaling pathway; protein polyubiquitination. The transcript has 6 exons. Lineage: Eukaryota; Metazoa; Chordata; Actinopteri; Elopiformes; Megalopidae. The record is from RefSeq and is a predicted model, not a curated record. Gene Ontology annotation, molecular function: protein binding; ubiquitin protein ligase activity.